AUGUAUUCUGCUCACAUGAGGCGUAUAGCUAGUGCUCCAGACGUUAAGGGUAUUGUAUCUGUGCCAGAUGAAAGAUCCUUUUACAAUCAAUUUUGGAAUUUUAAUCACCGCUAUAGACGACCUCACGCAUCGCACCCAACUAUAAAUGGACGAUCUAUAAAUUUUUACAAAUUAUUUUCCUCCGUUGUGUCACACGGCGGAUACUCAAAGAUUACAGAUAAAGAUGAUUGGGAAAUUGUUGCAAAUGAUAUUGGCUGUCCUUCAUCGUGUACAAAUGUCAGUAUUGCCCUUCGAAGGAUUUACAGUCAAUUCCUUCUUACUUUUGAGAAUGAACUGUUUCCUCAUCUUAAAACAACCAGCUUCUGGGCACAGUUGCAAGACGAAUUGAAUGAAAAUCCCGGUGAUAUAUAUAUUCCUCCAUCUGUUGAAAAGUUGCUUGGUAUUUACAAUCCCAAACCGGCUACUUAUCACCAGAGUAUGCAUCGAUCUGCGACAAGUGCUACGUUCUCUAGCAGGGAUUUUUACCGAUUGAAUCAGGAUUCACGGUCAUUUGAUCAGCUUCCUCCUGCUGUACAACUGGACGAGUUGUAUUCCAGACCACAUGCUGAAAAUACGUUAAAUCUGCGUUUUGUGACAACUCUAGAGAUUGCGGAGAAAUCCCUUCUAUCUGGAUUGCCUAAUGAAAUUGAUUUAACACUCAACGCUAUCUAUUUUCUCUCUGCUGUGGUUGCGGACACUCCUGCAACACCUAUUCGAUUUAGCAAUUGUCGAAAUCUCCUUCAACUCAUGUUGGCUUCUGUUGGUAUCUAUGAGGAUGGUCCCAAUUCUCUUCGUAACAUGAGUGAAAUUUGGAAGCAACAGGGUAAUCUUGACUUUGAUACGUUUUGGCGGAGUACUGUUGAUGAAGAGAUCCUUUCUUCUCUUAGUAACGAUGCUUAUCUGUAUAACGAACAUUCCUUACCACUAGUCACAGAUGCAGAAACAGCAGGUUAUCGCGUAGUACCUCCUCUCUCCCCCGAUAUCACUCAGAACCUAUUUACUCCCUCCGCCUCCAAUCCCACACGGACGCUUUUUGGAAGCGCUUCCACAGAUGACCUUCUCUCUACCAGUCCCAACCUCUCACGUGUGCUCUUGGUCAUGGCUACUCUAGUUAAUAGUGUUACCUGUCCCUAUCUCACCGGUAUCCCUAGCCCAAUUGCUGAGGAUGAUGAUGAGUUGGAUCAGGUGAUGUCCUUCGCCUCGGUUGGGAAUCGUCGCUUUUCCAUGUCCAGUGGAGCAACUUGCAAUGGUGUCAUUGGAGGUCGUCCUUUCCGUGGUCGUAGUCUCUACCCUGGUUUGCCACCCUUAUCUCCAUGGCGUGACAAUGCUCGAUUCCUUUCUUCCAGUCCCGCUACCUUGAGAUUUGCCUUUCUCUGUACUUUCGCACGUCAUUCCGCUCUCAGGCAACUCGGUCUCCAGCUGAUUGGAGGUCUUCGAUACCCCUUAGUUCCAUCCGUCACUUUCCUUUCGAAAAUACCUCGACCGCUGCAUGUCAAUACCUUUACAGGAAUUGAGUUGCUCAGUUUGCAAUUCCUCGUCCGUUGUCUUAUUCAAUCUAAUGAUCGAUGUGAUCUCUUAUCUGGUGAGUAA
This is a messenger RNA of Rodentolepis nana, 1629 nucleotides long. NCBI's taxonomy places the organism in Eukaryota, Metazoa, Platyhelminthes, Cestoda, Cyclophyllidea, Hymenolepididae. The record is from the annotation of a GenBank genome assembly.